AUGGCGUCCGAAAUGCCCAUAUCAACUGUCUACGUCCACAACCUCGAGGAGCGAGUGAAGCCUGAAGUUCUCACGGAGGCGCUCAAGACCAUCUUUUCCGAGUUUGGAAAUGUGGUCGAUAUCGUGGCCAAGCGAAACCUCAAGGCCAAGGGGCAGGCAUUCGUCGUCUUUGACCAGCCCAGCGCCGCCCACAAUGCCGUCGAGGAGGUGGAAGGCUUCGAGCUCUUCGGCAAGCCCAUGAGGGUUGCCAUGGCCCGCAUGCAGAGCGAUAAAACCGUCGAGAUGCACGGCAGCAGCGAAGACCUAGAAGCUCACAAACGGCACAGGCAAGCGGAGAAGGAUAAACGCAAGGCGCUCGAGGCAGCAGACGAACAGAGGCAGCUCAAGAGGGCCGCUGCUGGCGCACCCGAAGCCCGACCAUCGAAAUCCGUCAAGCCUUCAGGCUUGAAAUCCACGAGUGCUCCCGCUUCGGCCGUUGUGCCAGACGAAUACUUGCCGCCGAACAAGAUCCUCUUCGUCCAGAACGUACCCGACGAGUACGAUGUCGAGGGUCUGACCGCCAUCUUUGGCCGGUUCGAUGGGUUCCGGGAAAUCAGACUGGUCCCAGGUCGCCGCGGUAUUGCGUUUGUUGAAUAUGAAAAUGAGCAGGGUGCUAUCACAGCCAAGGAAAACACUGCUGGCAUGACGCUGGGAGACAAACCGAUCAAGGUUACUUACCAGCGCCAAUAA
Trichoderma citrinoviride is the source of this 729-nucleotide messenger RNA. RefSeq names its product RNA-binding domain-containing protein. Gene Ontology annotation, cellular component: cytoplasm; ribonucleoprotein complex; nucleus. The record is from RefSeq and is a predicted model, not a curated record. The transcript is spliced from 3 exons. NCBI's taxonomy places the organism in Eukaryota, Fungi, Ascomycota, Sordariomycetes, Hypocreales, Hypocreaceae. Gene Ontology annotation, molecular function: mRNA binding. The coding region runs from base 1 to 729 and encodes 242 amino acids.